This is a messenger RNA of Durusdinium trenchii, 876 nucleotides long. Lineage: Eukaryota; Dinophyceae; Suessiales; Symbiodiniaceae. The record is from the annotation of a GenBank genome assembly.
AUGAAGAACCAGUGGUGUGGUAAAAUCUGCAGCACAUUAGCUCAAUGUGCCUUCGAAAGCACGACACAAGGGCACUUGGAAGUCGGACAUACUCAUGAGGAUGUCGAUGGCUGCUUAGCGUAUUGCAAGAGAGCAUUGUCGUGCGCAGCCGACAUCCAAACUCCUGCAGAUGUAAAGAGGGUGCUGGAAAACAGAAUGACAAAGAUGUUUGCAGCAAGGAAUCAAGACUUUGAAGUCGAGCUGGUAUCAGCAGUCAGGAAGUGGACGUCUUUGGUUCCCAACGAUGUUACGCUGAAGAACUGCUACAAGGUCCGCAAGCACGAUGAGCAUGACGCAUCGAAAGUUCAAACCCCGGUACCACACUGCUUCACUUUCAUGAAGAGGUCACGGAUGCCCGUUCAGUUUGAAAAAGUGGAGCGGCUACCAACACAUCUCCGUUCCCAUGAUGACCAGGUGGCAAUGGAUGAUGUGUUCUGCUUGGUGAAGUCAGAGCUUUCGAGCAGCAGUUUGUCACAAGUACCUAUCUUGGUUUUGCCAGGCUCCCUACUUGGCAAAUCGAAGCGCUUUUUGGAGCUGGCCAAAUCCUCCGACCUGUUGGCCAAACCAGUAUUUGAACCGGAGAGGAAGGAUGAGAUCAAACGCUUGGCUGUGGCACUGAAGAGGGAUUUUCCUUCGCUGAGGCGCGGGAUCAAUUGGUACGAGACCCUUUUGGCCCGCUCCGAGGAUACAGAUGUUGGUCAAGCAACACAUUUGUCCUUCCUCAACAAUAUCAACAAUGUGGAAGAGCUGAACCAUCAUGAUUUCCAAUGGGCGGCACGACCGGUGCCACCAAAGCCGCACUGUUUGCAAGUGGUCUUCCAUCGCAAUCGCGAUUGA